GCAGAAUCAGCUCAAUUCACUCCUAGAAGCACGUGCGGCAGCCAAAGUGUGUUGAACACACAAUUUGGAGGUGUGUUCGUGCAUGUGCGUGCGCAAUCCCUUGCUCUGCAAGCUUCAGUCAGUCCCAGGCAGUGAAGCAGAGAGGAUCCCCUCGCUGAGCUUCAAGCUAAUUCUUCCUUCUACUUUUCCAAGUUAUUUGAUUGACUUUUAAAUUGUUGCGGCCAAGUGGGAGAGCGCUCGCUAUAUGUUUUGUAAUGCUGAAGUGUGAGCGAAGGGAACCGGGGCGGCUGAAGAAGCCAAGGAGAAGGCACAUGGGAGAAGGACACGACUGAUGAUCUUUGCCGUCGAGAGCAAUGAAGAGGCUGAAACGGUUCUAAAAAGAAGGGGGGGAAAACACCGCUGAUAAUAUUUAUUGAAGUUUUUUUUAAAAAUCUGGAUAGGAGGUGGGAGACCACAAGCGAAGCCCUCCUCGCUGCCAAAAUGUUGCGUUUGACAGCUUUGAGUCUUCUUGGGUGGACUUUGUUCAUGAGCAAAGUGAGCACGACUGUUGAACUGGAUAUGGGGGGCUACUUGGUAGCGGCUCCCUCGGUGUUCCGAGCGGGCGUGGAGGAAAGCAUCAGCGUGACCAUCUUCAACGCCAAAGCCGAGACUCGUGUGCAGGUCCAGCUGUCCGUGAAGGGACAGGCGGUGGCCCACAGCCACGGUUCCGUGCUGGACAAAAGCACCAUUAAGCUGAAGGUUCCCUCGGGGUUGAGAGGUCAAGCCCACCUGAAGCUGUGGGGCAACCGUCACCUCGCAGAGGGGGGCUACAUCUUCCACAACCACACCACCGUCACGGUGGAGAGCAAGGGCACGGCUGUUUUCAUCCAGACCGACAAGCCCGUCUACAAGCCCAAACACAAAGUGCUCAUCAACGUCUACACGGUCACACCCGACCUGAGGCCGGUUAAUGACAAGAUUGAGGCAUACAUUUUGGACCCGAGGGGAUCCAGGAUGGUGCAGUGGAAAGGUCUCAAAUCAAUCUGCUGUGGGAUUGUCAACAUGAGUUUCCCUCUGUCUGACCAACCCGUGUUUGGAGAGUGGUUUAUCUUUGUGGAUGUGCAGGGCCACGCGUACAACAAAUCAUUUGAAGUGCAGAAAUAUGUUCUACCCAAGUUUGAGUUGACCAUCGAUCCGCCUCGCUACGUCCGAGAUCUGAACACAUGUGAGCAGGCCACUGUCCGGGCGAGGUACACGUUUGGAAAAGCCGUGUCGGGGAAGUUGAGUGUUAACAUGACGGUUAACGGAGUAGGAUACUAUCGUCACGAGAUGGGCCGUCCUGUCAUCAUGAACAUGGAGAUGAAAGGCUCGGCAAACUUCAGCGUUUGCGUCAAAGACAUGAUGCCCCCGGACGUGGCCGACCACUUCAGGGGCACCGUCAGCAUCUGGGCCACGCUCACCAGCACGGACGGAAGCAGGCAAACCACCUUUGACGAUUCCACAGCCGUCCAUAAGCAGCUGAUUGACGUUCGGUACUCCAAGGACACGCGUAAACAGUUCAAGCCGGGUCUGCCUUACAAAGGGAAGAUUGAGGUGACUUACCCUGACGGGAGCCCUGCUGAUGGUGUGAAGGUGCGCGUGAAGGCUGAGUUGUCCCCCAAAGACAACGUCUACACCAGUGAACUGAUCUCCAAGGACGGUCAGGCCACGUUUGAGAUCCCGUCCAUCCCCACCGCGGCCCAGUAUGUGUGGCUGGAGACAAAAGUGACAUCCAUCGAAGGCAAGGCAGUUGGAGACCAGUACCUGCCCAGCUACCUGUCCAUCAGCAGCUGGUACUCACCCAGCAGGUGUCACAUCCAAAUCCAGAGUCCCGGCGCCCCACUCAAGGUCGGCCAAGAGGUAGAAGUGGCGCUCAAAUCCACGUGUCCGUGUAACUUCACCUUGCACUACGAGGUGGCAUCCCGGGGGAACAUCAUCCUCUCCGGCCAGCAGCUCGCCAAUGUCACGACUUCUCAUCGGGAAAAACGAGCCACCGUCGUCACCUUUGAUAAAAAUAUUCACACCACUGACUCGCCUGUAUCUGCCUCAGGCUCUUCAGCAGAAACGGAGAUGGACAACUGCCUGUCGUAUCUGCGCUUCACCGUCACCCCCACCAUGGCGCCGCUCAGCCGUCUGCUCGUCUACUACGUGCGGGAGAACGGCGAGGGCGUCACGGACAGUCUUCAAAUCUCCGUCCAGCCCACCUUAGAGAACAAGGUGUCCGUCACUCUGUCCACCAAUCAGUCCAUGCCGGGUGACCCGGUGAGCGUGCGCGUCCGUGCCGACAGGGGCUCCUGUGUUUGUGUGGCCGCCGUGGAUAAAAGUCUUUACUUGUUGAAACCGGACUUUCAACUCACUCCAGACGAGGUGUUCAAGGAGCUUUCCGACUUUGACGUGUCCGACGCCUUUGGCGUUCAGAAAGACGACGGGCACUUUUGGUGGCCCGGCCUUUCGUCCAAAAGACGCCGACGUUCCUCGGUUUUCCCGUGGCACUGGGACAUCACCAAGGACGCCCGUUUUGCUUUCACAGAAACGGGGCUCGUCGUGAUGACGGACUGGGUGAGUUUGAACCACCGGCAGAGCGGCGGGAUGUACACCGACGAGGCCGUCCCCGCUUUUCAGCCGCACAGCGCCACCAUGGUGGCCGCCGUGCACUCCCGUCCGCCCUUCAGACCCGAGAAGCGUCGGCGAACAUUCUUCCCGGAGACGUGGCUGUGGCACUGCCUCAACGUCAGCGCCGAAACGGGCGAGGCAGAGCUGCGACUGGACGUGCCCGACUCCAUCACCACGUGGGUGACGGAAGCCGUCGGGUUGUCCAAAGACAAAGGGCUGGGCUUGUCCACCAGAGCGGAGCUUCGUACCUUCAAGCCUUUCUUCGUGGACUUCACGUUGCCUUACAGCUUGAUCCGAGGGGAGCAAACCAAAGUUCCCCUGACCGUCUACAACUAUCUGCCGACGUGUGCUGAGGUUCACAUUAAAGUGUCAGUACCAAAGGGCAUCAAGUUCAUUGGUCAUCCUGGAAAGCAUCACCUUACCAGGAAAAAGUGCGUGGCUCCCGGGGAGGCCACGCCCACCACCAUCGUGUUGGCUUUCAGCGAGCUGGGCCCGGCAAACAUCACAGCCCGAGCCAUCGCCUACAGUGAAACCAGCUGCUGUUCAGACUCACAACAGUCAGGCAAAACAGGAAAUGAUGUCGAGGAAAGAAGGUCACCCGCUGGCCUGGACUUUGUGCGUAGGACCGUCCUUGUGGAGCCAGAAGGCUUACCAAGAGAGUACACCUAUAGUGUCUUCUUCUGUCCCAACGAGAGAAUCCACAUUUCGACCCCCAACAAAUACGAGUAUCAAUACGUGAAAAAGCCGGCCAAGAUGAGCCAGUUCCAAGUGGCGGUGAAGACGCACAACGACGCCCAUUUGGCCCUAUCGCCCACCCCGCACGACAGCGCCGAGAUGAUCGAGAUCGUGCUGGGGGGUCGGCAGAACACCCGCUCCUGGAUUUCCUUGGGUAAGAUGGGCGAGGCGCUCGUCAGUGUCCCCACGCCGGAUAUCCUCUCCUGGGAUGAGUUCCGCAGCUUCUGGAUCGUCUGGAAGGGAGCUGUGGUCCAGGUGGGCCAUGGUCUACAUCCAUCCAAUUCAUCACUUAUCCUUGAGUGGUCCGGCACCAGCCCUUUACAGGUUCGACACAUCGGCUUCUCCACGGGAUGGGGCUCGGUCGGGGAAUUUAAGAUCUGGAGGAAGGAAGACUCUGAUGAGAACCACAACGAGGCUUUCACUCUUGGGGUCCCGCACAACAUGGUGCCGGGAUCUGAGCGCGCCUCGGCAUUUAUGAUCGGCGAUGUGAUGGGGCCAACGUUGAACAACCUGGACAAGCUUCUCCGACUGCCGUUCGGAUGCGGGGAGCAGAAUAUGAUCCAUUUCGCCCCCAAUGUCUUUGUGCUCAAGUACCUGCAGAAGACUCGGCAGCUCAGCGUUCAGGUGGAGAAUGAAGCCACCGAUUACCUCUUGCAAGGUUACCAGAGACAACUGACCUACAAACGUCAGGACGGCUCCUACAGUGCUUUCGGGGAGAGGGAUUCCUCAGGAAGUAUGUGGUUGACUGCGUUUGUGCUCAAGUCCUUCGCCCAGUCGCGGGCUUUCAUCUUCAUUGACCCUGAGGAGCUCCGAGCGGCCAAGUCGUGGCUCAUCAGGCAUCAGCGAGGCGACGGUUCCUUCCCGGCCAUGGGACGGAUUCUGAACAAAGACCUGCAGGGUGGCAUUCACGGGAAGAUCUCUCUGACGGCUUAUGUGGUGGCAGCACUUUUGGAGACGGGGAUAUCGACUGACGAAGAGAAGGUGGCAGUGGCCAAAGCCAAGGACUUCCUUGAGACCAACACCUACUCGGCGGACGACCCUUACACCACAGCCUUGUGCGCAUACGCCUUGGCUCUGCUCCGCAGCCCUUUUGCCCCCCUCUCCUUGCGCCGCCUCAACCACAUGGCCAUUAUGCAAGAUGGACUCACCCAUUGGAGCCUGACUGGAAGCACGAUGACGGACGAAGACACCUUCAUGGGCUUCAGCGGCGGUCUCUCCCAAUCAGUGGUGUCGGCAGAAGUGGAGAUGACGGCCUACGGUCUUCUCACCUACACCCUCCUCGGGGACGUGGCGUCAGCCCUGCCUGUCGUCAAAUGGCUCUCCCAGCAGCGAAAUGCUCUUGGUGGCUUCUCUUCUACACAGGACACGUGCGUGGCACUGCAAGCGUUGUCCGAGUACGCCAUCCUAUCCUACGUUGCGGGUGUCAACCUCACCAUCUCAUUGGCCUCCACCAACUUGGACUUCCAGGAGACUUUUGAACUCAACAAGGACAACAAGAAAGUCGUGCAAAGCGCCAAGAUUCCCAGCAUUCCUACGGGGCUUUUUGUCAGCGCCAAAGGAGAAGGCUGCUGUCUCAUGCAGAUUGACGUUUCUUACAACGUACCCGACCCGGUAUCUAAGCCGGCUUUCCAGCUCAAGGUUGACCUCAAGGAGGCUUUCCAAGGCCGCCAUUUCCAACCACCUCUUCCAUCUUCCUCGUCGUCCCGUCACCCCGCCUCGCGACCCCGCAGCCGCGCCGACAAUCGCUCGGAGCUCAACCGCAAGCGCCGGGCGCCCAUCGACGACGACGACCCGGCGGCUCACCAGGACAAAAUGGACUUCCAUAUCUCUUUGGAAGUGUGCGCCAGGUGGCUUCAUUCGGGCUCCUCUAACAUGGCCGUCAUCGAGGUCCCCAUGAUCUCCGGUUUCCGAGCAGAUGUGGAAAGUCUUGAGAGGCUGCUGAUGGACAAGCGUGUCGGUUUGAAGAGGUACGAGCUCAACGGCAGGAAAGUGUUGUUCUACUUUGAUGAGAUCCCCAGCCAGUGCAUGACGUGUGUGGCCUUCCAGGCAGUCAGGGAAUACAUUGUGGGCAAGACUGCGCCUGUUCCGGUCAAAAUCUACGACUACUAUGAACCAGCCUUCGAGGCCACCCGCUUCUACAACGUCAGCGAAAGCAGCCCGCUCGCCCGGGAACUGUGCGACGGCCCCACUUGCAACGAGGUGGAAAGUUCGUCCAACCACUGGACAGGUUUCGUGCAGGCGAACCAGUGCAACAACGUGUUCGGUUGCCUGGAGGAGGAGCAGUUUGAACGUUGCACGUGUUACCGCGACUGCGGCUACGACGGGGAGCCCGUCUGCGGCUCCGACGGACACGUUUACCAGAACCUGUGUCAGAUGGAGGUGUUUGCCUGCCGCAACGGAACACGCAUCAAGCAAGCCCCCGCGUCCCAGUGUCCUGACAUGGAGACCAAGGCAGAGGACAAGCAGCCAAUAGCAAGCCAGGAGACUGAACAACCCUCAGUGCCCAUACACACAGGUGAAGAGGAGCAGGGCUCCAUGGCCGACGUGUCUUACUACUCUUACGAUUACGACGCCAACUCCGAGCCUUUCCUGGCCGACGGCGAGUCGCGGGACCCCAGUUUCCACAUGGCCCGAGCUGACCCCGAUGCGGCGCAGAAGAGCCUCCUGCCCGCGGACGUCCAAAUCCCCACAGCCAACACAAGGAACAGUCCCGAACGAUGAAAUGCCGAGGUGAAGCCAUCCCUACGUCCACUUUGUACAUUAUUUGUGAAUAUACGAGCGAAUGGCAAGUGAAGAGAGAAGCCCCAAAGGAAACGUGAGCUUUGUGUGUGUGUGUAUAUAUAUAGUGUGUGUGUAUGUUUGCCCUCCUGCUCCUUGUAUCACCACAGCAUCUUUGUUAUUCACAGUAUUGCCUUUAUAAUCUCUAGAAUGACAAAAAAACAUAAUCAAGUAUUUAUAUAUAUAUUUUUUGUAAUUACAACCGACUUUAAGCUAUUGUUAUAUUUUCUAUCUGUGGUAUUUAUUUGGAGCUGGAGGUUUUAAUUAUCAUUAUUCCAGUCUGGGCCGCACACACCGUCGCAAUUGCUUAGCUCCGCCCCUUCCUGUCAAAUAUAUCCUUGGCGUAUUUUGACAGGAGCAUGAAUGAGAAUGGGUCUUUUAAUACAGUUACUACAAUUUAAACUGAGAAAUUGUGUGCCUAAAAUAUAAAAAAAAAUAAUACAAAUUCAGAACCAGCAGAGAUUUUUUGUAUCCUUUAGGACAAAGGUGGACUUAUAGGCACCAAGAGUCCCCGGCGGACUCAUGCACAUUUUUAAUUUUUCUCUCUCACAGCAGGAUACUCAGAGAUAACUUUCCUUCCUUUCCAUACGCUUGGAGAUUGGAUUGUACAGUUCAUAAGCUAUUUUAUGUGACAUUUUGAUUCAUGACGCAAUCAAAGAAAAAUGAAGUUUUUCCCCAAUUACUGUAAAUAUUCCAAAUUUGAUGAAUCAUAACCUGUAUUACAUAUUAAAUACUGAGAUUUUUAAAUAAAAUAUAAAAAAACAACAA
Molecule: messenger RNA, 6912 nt
Organism: Syngnathus typhle (broad-nosed pipefish)
Lineage: Eukaryota; Metazoa; Chordata; Actinopteri; Syngnathiformes; Syngnathidae
Gene: cpamd8
Product: C3 and PZP like alpha-2-macroglobulin domain containing 8
Exons: 44
Coding region: 481-6087 (1868 amino acids)
Cellular component (GO): extracellular region
Molecular function (GO): protein binding; endopeptidase inhibitor activity
Source: RefSeq, a predicted model, not a curated record